AUGACGACGGCACUGCUGCUGCUGAUGCUGAUGCUGCUGGCCCUCUUCGCGAGGGAGGCGAGAGGUACGCACAUCUGCCUGUGUGUUGGUGUGGAGAGAUCUCUCCGUGAUCUCCGCGUGUGGCAUUUCUUGUGGUGUGCAGGGGCGCAGGACAAGGACAUCACCGGCACCAUGGAGGCCCUGUACCUCAACAUGGCCCGCGUAAGUGAACGAACGCGUUGAGCUGCCUGUGCUGGCUGCCACACAAGCACAUGCAUGAGCCUCUCUCUCUCUCUCUCUCUCUGUGUGUGUGUGUGUGUGUGUGUGUGUGUGUGUGCGAAAUAGGCGUGUUACACGCACCCAAAGGACUGCCGCGAAUGCGCCGCCUUGUGGGAUGAGAACGGCUACCUCGGCGGUACGUCGCUUCUCACAUCCAUCCGAGGAAUGCAUUUCUGUCUAAUGCUUGUGUGGAUGUGUGCUUCAGGCAACGGCCUCUUCGGCUACGACAGCGAUCUAGUCGAAGACGCCGUAGCCGCCGAGAAGGAGGUGGACAUGAUGGGCGACACGGGCAGAGACAGACAGAUGCAGACUAGCCCCCACACACUCACACACAGACCACACACACACGACAGCCCAAAGCAGGUACCACGUAUCUGUAUUGUACACAAAGAAGGGUGGAGAUCACCCUGUCUGUGUCAUUUGCGUGAUACUGGUGGGCACACAGACAGAACACCUCUCUCGCUGUGUGUGUCUGUGGCAUUGUGUGCAGGGCAUUAUGCGCAUGUGCGAGGACAACAAGGAGUCCCUGAAGUAAGUGAUGCUCAUCGAUGCGUUGAUGAAUAGGGACACCCACAUACAGCCAUGUGUGUAUGUGUGCAGGCAGAAGUCCAAGAUGCGCGGGUUCCACCCAGUCGAGCGCUCUGUCCGUGUUGAAGGUACGCUAGGGACCCGACAAAGCGUGCAUACAGGUGUGAAAAUGCGUGUGUUGUGUAUUGUGAUGCAGCGAUCGGAGCGACCGAGGGGCAGGCCCUGCUGCUUGUCGAGACAACCGAGAAAGUGGUGAGUGCAUGCACAAUACACGCAGAGAGGUGUGUGUGUCUGUGUGUGUGUGUGUGUGUGUGGUAUAGGUGCGGUCACCACAUAAACUCUCGGACGUCAUUCAACAGAUGGUAACCUCACACUGUGAUCGCGUGUAUGUGUGUACGUGUGCACUGAGCUACGCUACCCUCUGUGCACACAACACAAUGCACGUGUGUGUAAAUCUACACACACGUGUAGUGUGUUGUGUUGCGUGUGCACACUGAUCUCUUUCUCUCUCUUUCUCUCUCUGUGCGUGCGUGAGGAUUCCCAUCUCACUUUUUUAUGCAUGUACUGCUCCUCUGAUAUCUCUACUCUUCUCGCUUAGGUCACAAUGAGCAUCAGCGUAAGAGCAUCAAACUGACUGGCUGACUGACUGAAAGAAAGAAAGAAUGACAGAGAGAGAUCAGUCAGUGCAUUUGCAUGAGUGCGUCCGCGUGUCUAUACCUAUCCCUCCACUCACUCACCCAUUCAUGUGCAUGAUUGUCUGUGUGAGUGCAUGCCUCUAUCAAUACAAACCGGCAGUGCAGACACACUCACACAUGCCCGAGAACCCAUUCCCUCUCUCUCUGUGUGUGUCCCUCUGCACUGCAGCAACGUUCAGAUCGCUUCGGCGUCUACAUGAGGGUCCGUAACGGGAAAAUAGGGUAUAUGAUCGAGGUCAGCACAUUGACACAUUGGGGCACAUACACACGCGCACACAAGGGGGGGCGAAGGAGAACGUGUGUGGUUGUCUGUGGCUGUGGGUUGAUGACAGGUCAACGACCCGCACCCCGAGAGCUACACCAAGGAGAAGGAGAAGGUACCGACACGGACAAAGACACUCACACGCUUGGCCACACACACGGCUUUCUCUGACAACAAUGCCUGUGUGUGUGCGUGUGUGUGCGAAUGGUGUGUGCAGACCAGCGACUUGUUGAAGGCCCAGAUGAAGGCGUUCGUCGAGAAGGACAAAUGCGACGAGCUGGACUCGGUGGUAUGUGCGUAUGAGCACACAGAUGACGAACACACAGAUGGAUGGAUCGUGUGUGUUAUGCCAGCUUUCGGCCGACUUCGAGGGAAAUGCUUUCUGGCAACACAACACACUCGGUCGGUCGACCUGCCUCUUCACAUGGCUCAUAUGGCUCUUGCCACAUACACACACACAGAGAGGGAGAGACACACGCGUCUAUCUGUGUCCAGGGAGCCAGUAUAUGGACUCCCUUCCGGCAUCGCAGUUCAGAGGUCAACCUACACACACACACACACACUCGCGAACAUGAUGCGUGUAUGUGUAAGGGUCUCACGUGUCUGUUGAUGUGCGCAGAUGCCUGCCACGCGCUGCACAAGAAACUCAAACACAUGGGAAAGCAGUCAGUGUGACAGAUACACAUACAAAUACAUGGCGACAUGAGUGGAUGGAUGUGCGUGCAUGUGUGUGUGUGGUCAGCCUGCACCCGCACCCCGAGAUCGAGUACACCAUUCGCGAGCUCUUCAGCGACCCAUUCUCACGUACGCACAUACACAAACAUGCAUACACUCAUGUGCACGAAAGGCGAUUGUGUGGGUGGAUGCACUUGUGCAGGGACGUCUAUGGUGUCGAUUGACCUCGACUGGAUACGCAAAGUCAGCACACACACACACAUUCUGUCAGUACAUGGGUUGGUGAGCGCGCGCGCGCGCGCGUGUGUGUGUGUGUGUGUAGGACGCCCACACCAGUGCGACGUUCCUGAUGGAUGGCGAGAACCAAGUUAGCCAACACACACACACACACACACACAUGCAACAGCAAACACGCAUUACCCAUGUGUGGGCAAUGUGUGUGUCUUAUUAGGAUCUGCUCACGCGUCUCAAGCAAGCAGAGCAAAAGAGCGAACAGGUGAGCAAAUCCAUCCAUCCACACACACAUGGACACCCACAUCUCUCUGUGUGCAUAUGUGUGUAGGUGUACGCCAAGAUCGGUCAAAUGGAAGACAAGCUCGACCAGACCACCGAAAAAGCCGCACAAAUGAACGACGUGGUUCGCGAACCACGUCGUCCCCCUCCCUCACAUACACACACAUACACACAGACAGACAUAUCACUGCUGGAAUCCAUGUAUGGAUGUAUCCGCAGAUCGAUUCCUUGAAGGGUGCACUCGAGAGCGCACGACAAGAAGCCGAACGGGUAAGUAACCUCCCACACACAAGCCAAGCCUCUCACACACACACCGGGCACACACGCAUUGAUGGAUGGACGGAUGGAUGGAUGGAUGACCCACUUGCAUGUGUGUUGUGUGUAGGUGGAGCGCAUCGACGAGGAGAUGCAGCGCGUAAGCCCAGCAAGCAUGCACACACACACACACGUACGCGUGUGUCUGUCUGUCUGUGUGAUGUGUGCAGGAGAGCGAGGCCGCCCUAGACCAGCUGCAGAGAGCUGUCGAGGUCAGUCAGCCAGUACCCACACCCACUCCACUCAUAUGUGCAUUCCCCCCUCUUUGUUUGUGUGUUUGUAGGGCGCCGAGCGCACCGCCCAGCGCAUCAGAGAGGAAGAGAAACGAGCCGCAGAGCAGCAGGCCAACCAGCCGCAGGUAGACGGACCAAGACCACAGCUUUCUCCCAUCCAGUUCUGUGUGCACUUGAGUGUGUAUGUGUGUGUGUGUAGGGUGAAGUGCAGCCGACAGAGACGCCAACAGACACAGACACAGACACCGAGGGCGAGCCAUCAGCGGUCGGUAUCCAACAUACACACACACACGCAACACAAGAAGAGAGAGAGAGAGGGAGAGACCAUGCCCACUGGUACUUAUGUGUGUCUGUGUGUGUAUUGGGUGCAGGUGCUGAUGCAGGCCAUGACGGAGGCCAUGAAGGAAGCCGACCAACGAGAAGUGAGGAGCCAACACUCUCAGACACACACACACAUGUGCCUCCAUCCAUCUAUCUCCCUCUGUGUGCAGGCUGCUGGAGGGAUGGGUAGUGUGGGUGCCGCGGAGCGUCCUCCCUCGCCCGCGUCUCCCCCCACCAUCCCCACUGCUGGAGAAGGCGAACAUGCACAUGAGCAUGCACAAGGGCACGGGGCCGUGGCAGCACACGAGCAUGUGGCGGAGCACGAGCAUGAAAAGACAGAGGAGGCGCCAGAGGUGCGUGUGCAGAGAGAGAGAGGGGGAGAGACGUUGAUGUGUGUGUGGCUCUGUUGAUGUGUGUGUGUGCAGCCGGCAUUGCCCUCCUCUCUGCGUGUACUGGCCUUCUUCAAGCUGAACGGCGACAACAUGAAGAUCUCCAACGAGGUGAGUGAAGCGCCCACACACAUUCAUGACACAGAGAGAGUGCAGAUGGCCGGAAAGAUGCAAAGAAACACACACAUUGGUGUCUCGUGUGUUGUGCGUGUGUUGUGUGCAGGUGCUGUUUGUGGUUCCGAAGCCCAAGGGCAACACGGCAUCGGUGCAGUCCGCUUUGCUCGACAUCACCGAAGAGGCACCCGGCAUGCCGAAACCAGGUAGGUACCUGCACACACACAUCUCACACACCGACGGACAGACGGGCAUCGUGUCUGUAUGUCUGUUGUGUGUGUGUGUGUGCAGGGUAUUGGCUGAUCCCGGCCGGGAUCAUUCUGGGCUUUGCGGUGCUCGGUAUGCAUCCCACCCACAUCCACAGAGAGAGAGAGAGUGUCAACAAGGUGUCUGUAAUGUCUGUCUCGCUAUGCGCAGGUGUGAUCAUCGCCCGCUGCAACCCGACGGCCGAGAAGAACAAGCCGCUCAUCCCCACCUACCAGCGGCUCAACGACCCCCCCACACGUAGAUCCAGAGAGAGCAACCACAGCCAACGCCUCGACAGCAGCGACGUCCCCUGA
This is a messenger RNA of Vitrella brassicaformis, 4863 nucleotides long. The record is from the annotation of a GenBank genome assembly. Lineage: Eukaryota; Vitrellaceae.